This is a messenger RNA of Alternaria viburni, 1026 nucleotides long. RefSeq lists its product as uncharacterized. The coding region runs from base 1 to 1026 and encodes 341 amino acids. The record is from RefSeq and is a predicted model, not a curated record. The transcript is spliced from 2 exons. Lineage: Eukaryota; Fungi; Ascomycota; Dothideomycetes; Pleosporales; Pleosporaceae.
AUGGACCCAGCUGCACUCGCACAAUCUUCGCCAGAAGAGCAGGCUAUAUUCCUAGCCGCGCUUUUGGAGGGUCCAGCUCUAGAGCCACCCCCGGGUGCGAGUUCAAACUUCGACCACCCAGGCGGAAGCCAUGCUAUUGGCUAUGGUGUUGUCUUGCUCGGAAGCAUUGUCGCUGCACUUGCGGUUCUGCUUCGUUUGUGGUCGAGAGCGCUGCUGAAGACAUUUCGCAUCGAAGAUGCGCUCCUGAUAUCGGCUCUGCAUGUUCAUCUGGGCUCAAUCUUUUACGGCUUGGUCAUCAUGCUCCUGAAGGUAGCCAUCUUGCUCGACUGGCUCAAGAUCUUCGUGCCUCGUGGGCAGCGCAACGCCGUGUUCUGGAUUUCCCAUGUCAUGAUCUGGGCGAACAUCCUCUUCUAUGGCGUCGGCACCUUGGUCGAGAUCUUCCAGUGCAGUCCACGGACCAAGAUAUGGAAUCCUUUGGUAGAAGGCAAGUGCCCUAUCGACAUGAGAAGCCACAACAUGGCUGCGGGUAUCGUCAACCUCAUCUCCGAUCUGGUCAUCCUCGGGCUGCCACAGAGGGUGAUCUGGCAGCUACACAUGUCGCGCGCCAGCAAAAUCGGUAUCUCGCUCCUCUUCGGUAUCGGAAUAUUCGCUUGUGCGAGCGCAGCGGUGCGGUUAUAUUACAUUUACAGGCUGUUGCACACGUCCGAUCAGCUGUAUAUCGUCUCCAUCGCGGGUCUUUGGGGCGUAGGCGAGAUGACGGCUGGUUUCCUCAUCAUAGGCUUCCCGUCGCUUCCCAAAGUCGUCAAAGCCCUGCCAUUCUCGGAUUCUGUUGUCUCGCUCUUGCGACAGAUAACGCGGCCCGGCUCAAGCGGUCAUGCUGAAGGUCAGGCCGAGACGCGUCGCGGGCUGCCGUCGUGGCACAAAGCCGCACCACUAAAGAAGCGACGCGACCAGUUCGAGGUCAGCGAAUUGAGCGAGUAUGAUCUUCCCGAUCGUGAUAGGGUUCACAUGGGUGAUAGGCGCUAG